CAGGGGGAGAGAAAGUGGCAGAGGGAGGAGGGGGGACUUGGAGAGAGGUAAGCUGCACCUGCACAUGGAAGAAGUCUCUCCGGCUCUCUGUUUCUUUCCCGUUCUCCGCUAAUAGGAUAAUUGACAGAGCUGCGCAGUGCUUUUUGCUGGAUGAGCGUGGACGCAUGUAGGGGUCUCUGAGCGGAAGCCCCGCGCAGGGAGAAACUUUUGAUGCGCGGCUCUGCUCUCAGCAGCGCGCCGCAGCAGCAGGACUCCAAACGCCAGAGAUGCUCUGACAAGAAGAGGAACUUUGUGAAACAAAGUACAUUUUUGCCGUCGAGAAAUCCGCAUAUUACAGGCAUGGAUCAGAAGGCAGUGUGCGCCGGAUGCCACCGGCCGAUCAGAGACAGGUUCCUGCUCAGAGUCAGCGACGGCCUCUGGCAUGAGGAGUGCGUGCGGUGCGCGGCGUGCGGGGACCCGCUCAGGAACUCCUGCUUUCUGCGGGACCGCAAACUUUUCUGCAGGCGGGACUACGCGGAUCUGUUCGCAGUCCGGUGCGGGCGCUGCGCGGAGGCCAUCUCCCCCGCAGAGCUGGUGAUGCGAGCAGGGGCCGCCGCAUUCCACCUGCGCUGCUUCACCUGCAAGGUCUGCUCCUGCCGCCUGCAGACCGGGGACCGCUGCGUCCUCAGGGAGGGACAGCUUCUGUGCGCCAGAGAGGACUACCACCAAGCUCUGGCCAGUCCAGCAUCUUCAGAUACAGCAGGUAAAAGUGACAAUGAUGAAGAGGAGGAGUCGGGGCGGGUCACACGCAGACUAGGUGGCGCAGAUCAUCCAGAAACCAAACGUCCCAAAAGACCUCGCACUAUUCUGACUACCCAGCAGAGACGGACUUUCAAGGCUUCCUUUGAGGUGUCAUCGAAGCCGUGCCGAAAGGUAAGGGAGACCUUGGCAGCGGAGACUGGCCUGAGUGUCCGGGUUGUGCAGGUCUGGUUCCAGAACCAGAGAGCUAAGAUAAAGAAAUUAGCCAGAAGACAACAGCAGCAGGAACAGCAGCACACUCAGGAGCAGUGUGAACUCACCACAGUGCCCUCGUGUGGCAGCUUGACUUCAGAGAGGAAGCACCUUGGGUCAUCAUUUGUCCAUGUUCAGCAGCAGCAGCAGCAGCAGCAGCAGAUGGGGUUCACCGCUCUGGAGCAGCAGGACUGGGACACAGACCCCUUCAGACAGGGCCUGACUCCGCCCCAGAUGCCAGGGGAUCACAUGCACCCUUACGGUUUUCAGGGCUUGUACGGAGACGUGGACAGGGAGCCUUUGUGUCACGUUGCAGAAAACGACUGCCUCUCCCUGGCUGGAUCGUCUCCGCUGACUCCCAUCGACUGCCUGUACUCCAUGCAGGAUUCCUACUUUGCCUCCUGAGGCUGGAGUCCGGGCUCCAUGGUUUAUCUCUGCAGGCCAUUUAAAUCCGUGAAUGUAUUCAGAGGCGGGCCUGGGUACACUGUGAUGCUGUGUAAUUUAUCAUUUUCACUUCUUGACCAACGUCAUCACGUUACUGCCUUUGCUGCGUUGCAAUCCUCCUGUGCAGCACAACUUCUACCACGUGUAUGAACCCUGCAAGCACGACGCUGCCGCCCUCACUUUUUGCAUUUAUGCAUUAGACUCCUUUUAUGCAUGUAAAUAAUCACCUGCUAGCGUAUUUGUAUUUAUUCUCACGACGUGUGUGUGUGUA
Molecule: messenger RNA, 1705 nt
Organism: Fundulus heteroclitus (mummichog)
Lineage: Eukaryota; Metazoa; Chordata; Actinopteri; Cyprinodontiformes; Fundulidae
Gene: lmx1a
Product: LIM homeobox transcription factor 1, alpha
Exons: 8
Coding region: 211-1395 (394 amino acids)
Biological process (GO): neuron differentiation; regulation of transcription by RNA polymerase II
Cellular component (GO): nucleus
Molecular function (GO): RNA polymerase II transcription regulatory region sequence-specific DNA binding; DNA-binding transcription factor activity, RNA polymerase II-specific
Source: RefSeq, a predicted model, not a curated record